This is a messenger RNA of Adineta ricciae, 1998 nucleotides long. The record is from the annotation of a GenBank genome assembly. Lineage: Eukaryota; Metazoa; Rotifera; Eurotatoria; Adinetida; Adinetidae.
AUGUUUUCAGCCGUUCGUCGAAGUUAUUCCGCAUGGACAAUUAAUAGGAAUGCGCCCUUUGAGCUUUAUCAAAAGGCAUGUUUGCCGUCGGUUCGUUCUGUUCUUUCUCCUCAUUCUCCGACAAUCACAUUGCGAACGAACGCGCACAUGACACCUUCACAUACAAUGCAUCAAAAUGGCUUGCUUCGAUUACCAGUACCAACCUUAGCUGAAACAGCGCAAAAAUACUUGAAAACAGUUGCACCCUUGUUGAACAACGAUGAAUUUAAUGACACAAAAAAAGUUGUUGAGCAGUUUCAACAUGAAAGUGAACCUUUACAAGAAUUGUUAUUAAAACGAGCACAAACAGAAGACAAUUGGUUAUCACAAUGGUGGCUUGAUAAAACUUAUCUUGAAUGGCGUUUGAAUCUACCGAUCUUUUACAAUCCAGCUCUGGUAUUUCCUCGACAGCCAUACAAAGAUUUCGAUGGACAGAUUCAAUUUGCAGCUAAUUUUAUACACGGUGUUCUUCGUUAUCGAACAUUGAUUGACAAUGAUCAGUUGCCGAUUGAUCGUUUUGGUAAAGAUCCACUCUGCAUGGAUCAAUACAAAAAAUUAAUUGGCACAAACCGAAUUCCAGCCGACCGUAUCGAUCGACUCCAUGUGUAUAACAAAUCUGGUCAUCAUCAUGUCGCUGUGUUCUAUCACAAUAAUGUCUAUCGGCUUCCUGUGUACGAUCAAGAGAGAAAUCCGCUAUCAGCUGCAGCAAUUUAUAGUCAUUUGAAAAAAUUGGCUGAUUCCAAAGAAACGAAUGAUCAGGCAACAUUAAUUGGACAUUUAACGGCAGAUGAACGACAACUGUGGGCGCCGAUUUAUCAGCAAUUAUCAUCAAUUCCAGAAAAUAAAGAAUUGUUUGAUACAAUCAAUGAUAGUGUGCUCGUUUUAUGUCUUGACGAUACUUAUGAAACAUCUCCUACGGGAGCAACGAAGAAAGAUAUUCAAUCCAUUGCAGGAUACAAUCUUUUACACGGUAACGGAACCAAAUCGAACACUGCUAAUCGAUGGUUCGACAAAACACUUCAAGUUAUCGUCAGCCCUGAUGGCUAUUGUGGUCUGAAUUAUGAACAUUCAGUAGCCGAAGGUGGAAUGAUUACAGCUCUAGUGGAUAAUGUUCUUGAUUAUUGGUUUGUUGCUUGUAUUGCAAGUAAAGCAGCACAGCCACUCGUCCAAACAGGUCAAUCAUCAUUGUUAAGCAAAUGCCGCGUGAUUGUACCGAAAGAGGUGGAGCAAUCGAUUGUCGAAAGUGAAAAACGUGUUAAUAAAUUUAUUCAAAAUUGUGAUAUCAUCGUUUACAAAUACACGGGUUUUGGUAAACAAUUUGCCAAAGAGAAUAAAUUCAGCAUCGAUGCCAUUAUACAAGUUGGCUUACAAGUGGCUUAUUUUCGAAUGCAUGGAAAAUGUGGUGCUACAUAUGAGAGUGGUUCUCUUCGUCGUUAUCAUCUUGGUCGAACAGAAACUAUUCGAUCAUGUACCUUAGAUGCACUGAAAUUCGCUCGUACUAUGGCUGAACAGCAUAAUGAAACAUCAAGCAGUGCUAAGUAUGAUCUAUUUCAAAAGGCAAUUCAAGCACAUCGACAAAAUACGAAUGAUGCAAUCAAUGCAAAAGGUAUCGAUCGACAUCUAUUAGGAUUGCGAUUGAUUGCUGCGGAAAAUAAUCUACCAAAACCAAAAUUAUACGACCAUGUGAGCUAUAAACGUGCAAUGCAUUUUACAUUGUCAACCAGUCAAGUAGCUGCCAAACAUGAUUGUGUCAUGAUUUUCGGUCCAGCUGUUGACGACGGAUAUGGCUGUUGUUAUAAUCCACGCAAUGAUUCGAUAAAUUAUAUGAUGACAGCAUUCAAAGUCAACAAUGGAGGGACCAAUGUGGAACAGCUUUCCAAUCAUUUUAAUCGCAGUUUAACCGAUAUUCGACAACUAAUCGAACAGAAUUCUAAUAAUCCAAUCAAAUCUAAACUAUAG